This is a messenger RNA of Colossoma macropomum (tambaqui), 1084 nucleotides long. RefSeq names its product IgGFc-binding protein-like. Bases 1 to 981 code for a protein of 326 amino acids. The transcript has 2 exons. Gene Ontology annotation, cellular component: extracellular matrix. Lineage: Eukaryota; Metazoa; Chordata; Actinopteri; Characiformes; Serrasalmidae. The record is from RefSeq and is a predicted model, not a curated record.
AUGUCUUACCCUGUUCCAGACCCUUGCUUCAAGAAAACCUGUCGUGAGAGAGAGAUCUGUGUGGAGAAGGACAAUAAGGGGGUGUGCACGCCCGAGUCUAAGGCCUCAUGCCAAGCUGUUGGAGACCCUCACUAUGAGACGUUCGAUGGCAGCCUGUUUUCUUUCCAGGGCACCUGCUCCUAUGUAAUGGUUAAGACAUCGGGUAAAGACAAAACCCUCACACCUUUCUCCAUCAUCAACAAGAACCAGCUUGCCUCUGGAGCACGGGGUUCUUACAUGAAGUCAGUCAUCAUAAAGCUCCCAGCUCAUGAAAUUGUCAUCACUCAUGGUGAACGUAACAGAGUAACAGCCAUUAAGGGCUUGUGGUCAGUGUGGAACCUAACAAACCAUAUUUCCUCUUUCUCUGCUCUCCAGAUUGAUAAUAAAACAUCCCCUCUCCCUGUGAAUCUGGACUCUGGCAACAUCACGAUAACUAAGUCAGGUUUCACUGGAACCCUGAAGACAGACUUUGGUUUGGAGGUCACCUUUGACUGGGGUGAGUUUUUCAAGGUGACAGUGCCCAGCAGCUACUACAAAAACCUGGUGGGCAUGUGCGGAACCUAUAGCAACAACCGCAGCGAUGACUUUGUCACGCCAGCCGGCGUUCCUGUGUCGGACAUUGUAGAGUGGGCUGCAUCCUGGAGUGUUCCCGACAACGACCGCACAUGCUGGCACUUCCCAGCCUGCACUGAGCAAGAGAAGCAGCGUUACCGUGGCCCCGAAUACUGCGGCGUGCUUGUAGACAAAACAGGGCCCUUCGCUAACUGCAAUGAGACAGUCAUGCUGGCCCAGUUUCCAACCGACUGUGUCUUUUAUGCAUGUCUCACUCACGGAAGCCGUGAGACCUACUGCAAAGCCCUUAACAGUUAUGUUAACUCCUGCAUGCUGGCUAAAACAGAAGUCUCAGCGCAGUGGAAGCAGAUUACUAAAUGUCGUAAGUAACAUACGCAUUCUGAAUUUCUAUUCACAGGCUUAGGAAAAAGAUGAUUCUUUGGCCCAAAAAAACUACUUUAGCUGCAUUGACCUCUGAAGGGGCGGCACUUAG